UAAGCUCAGCUGUUCAAUUGAAAAUGCUAGUUGCCGAUAAUUUAUAGUGAGUGAAUUUCAAUAAUUUGUUCAAUAGUCAAUAUUGUAAAAAGUUUUAGUAUUUAUCAAUUGAAAACAUACAUUUUGCGUCUUCCCAAUCAUUUAAUUCAUCCGGUUCACAUAGAAUAAUUUUCUAUCAUGAGUAACUGCUGAGUUUCAUUCUAGCAUCGGUCUAGAAUUUGAUGCUUUCCAUCUAAAUUUACCCCUAUAUGUUUGUUUAGGUAUGAAAAAAUCUUAAUCAAGAUUUUGUUUGUUGAUUUAUCAUCUUGCAUGCGCUAUAACUAUCUACAAAUCCUCUUCCUAUCAAAUUUUACCAUUCAUCUGUUCCCCUGUCGUAAUCUAUGAUUUCAUGUUUGUGCUUGGUUUCUUUUCAUUGAUUUAUUUUACAUUCAAGCUUUAUUCUAAGGUUUUUUCUUUUGGGGGUAAAUUGGUUGUUGGUUGUCAUGCCCCGUGGCAAGCGUAGGUCGACUGCUGACAUGGGUCCAGAUGACGAAGACCGCUACCACAGCAAACGUCUUCGCAACACAUCAUCCAGUACACGUAGAUAUACAAAAUCAGAGGACACUUCCUCGUUCAGUCAAAAGAGAUGUCUAACAUGGUUCAGGGAAUACACGUCACCUGACGAACCAGAACUUUUAGGUCCUGAUGGAAUGGAGAAAUUCUGCGAAGACAUAGGAGUGGAACCUGAGAAUGUAGUCAUGCUGGUGUUGGCCUGGAAAAUGAACGCGAGACAAAUGGGCUUCUUCACACAGCAGGAAUGGCUGAAAGGACUCACAGAUCUACAAUGUGACACGAUUCAAAAAAUACAAAGCAAAUUAGAUUUCUUGAGAUCAUUAUUAAAUGACCCUAGCUCAUUCAAAAGUAUAUACAGAUACGCUUACGACUUUGCCAGGGACAAGGACCAACGGAGCAUGGAGAUGGACACAGCUAAGGCGAUGCUUCAGCUGCUGCUAGGGAAGCACUGGUCACUGUUUGCCCAAUUCAACCUCUUCCUGGAGGACAGCAAAUACAAGGUUAUCAACAAGGACCAAUGGGCCAACAUACUCGAGUUCAGUCGCACCAUACACCACGACCUGGCCAAUUAUGACGUGGAUGGCGCAUGGCCAGUAAUGCUAGACGAAUUUGUAGAAUGGUUAAAGGCAUCAACAAAUAACGAAAUUCGAAGGAGCUAACGAGCGGCGCAUAAAUACAGCACACUCCUGAGCGGAGCUAACCUCAGCUGGUGUUCGCAUAAAUACAGCACAUUUAUGAGCGGAACCAGCCCAAUGUCAUAAAUCUAUGGUAACAAUUGAAUAAAUAGUUUAUUUCUUUCAAACUUAUGAUGCUGUUUCAGUUUACAUAAUAGAGGGGGAUAGUAUGAUUUCGAUAGUAUUUUAAUAAUUCAUAAAGUUUAACAGUUUUAUUAUUACAUUUGAAUUGUAUGUUGAAUUUUACAGUUUCAUCCACUGUAUCUCGGAAAAACAGUCUGUUAUCUAAAUUUCAGAACUCCAAAACUGUAUUUUAAACUCUGAAAAAACUCCAAAACUCACCUCCUAUGGAUGAAAGACAUUCUUGAUGUCAAAAUUCCAAAAAUGUAAGUAUUUUUUACGUAAAAAAUACGUUUUAAAUUGGAAUACUGGAUGAAACAAUAUGUUUUUUGAGAAUAUCAUAAUAUUGAAACAAGAAUUUUAUACCUACUGAAAACUUGAAAAUUAGAAGAUCUGCAUUGUCGAUAUUGCUGUUAGAAAUUUAUCAUGAAUAUGUAUCCAAUUCAGAAAUAUAUCUGAGAAAUAUAUUUCAGAAAAUAUUCAAUUAAGAAAAUAUUCAAAAUAAAUAAUUCAGAAAUAUAUCCAAUUUAUCUGAGUGAAACAAGAAUUUCAUACAGCUUUGCCUACUAGAAAAAAAAGAAAUUAUGCAAUUUUUUUCUUGUCGACGUAGAACAACUUCAAAAUGCUUGAAUAUUUUUCGUCAUAUUAAUGAAAUUCAUAUCUAUUUUGGAAUUGUGUACUUCCAAACCUUCAUAAGUGUUUCAUUAAAAUUUAAUGCCAGUUAAGUCCAUUAUCUGAGAUGUUAGGUUUCUUAUGUGUUUCUAGUGUGUUACAUUAUUUAGUGUUCGAAUAUCAUUAUUAAUUUAUCCAUUGGAUAAAUAAUUACAACAUAGGGUUUUAAUUCUACAUUUAAAAGUUUUGUUCCAUAGAUUCAUUAUAACGCAGCAGUAUAGAUUCUCAUCACAAUACUUUUGUUAAUCAUUUCAUCAUUGCGUUGCAAUAUUAUGGUCACUUUUUUUUAAAUCUUCAAAAAUUCAAUUAUGUUUUCAAAAAGUUUUCUUUAAAUGCUCAUCAUUUUAUUUCUUUCGUUUUGAAUUAUUUUGACGACACUACAGUCUAGACUAAUCAAAAUAAUUCAAAACCAAUUAUUAACUUGCAGAUCGUCAGAGAUAGUGAAAUAGAUGAGUAUUUUAUUCAAGUUUUCAUCUGAGCUUGGUUACAUUAAUUUAUUAAUAUUAAUCAGAGAAUUAGUCAAUUAAUUGAUAACUGAUCAUUAUUGAUUGAAAAAUCAACCUGUAAGUUAAUAUUGAUUUGUAAAGUAUGAAUAUUGAUAAAUCCUGAUUUCUCGAACUCCAGCGUGACAUGCUAGGUUACUCUGUAUUGUAUUAAUAAAUUUUAUAAAAAAUCUGUAUUUAUAAAUUUUAUAAAAAAAAUGCAAACUCAUAAUCCUUUAUAUUAUGUUGAAUUAUAUUUAGUCAUAUCUUUGCUAAGUUCUGAAUUUAGGUUAUUUGCUCCUAAACACUGCUAAAUAUCGUGAAUUCUUGUAGGUAUUCUGAAUUGAAUUAUUAUUUUCGUACAACACUGUA
Messenger RNA from Nilaparvata lugens (brown planthopper), 2872 nucleotides. RefSeq names its product DCN1-like protein 5 (gene SCCRO4). Gene Ontology annotation, molecular function: ubiquitin-like protein binding; cullin family protein binding; ubiquitin conjugating enzyme binding. The coding region runs from base 483 to 1211 and encodes 242 amino acids. Gene Ontology annotation, biological process: positive regulation of ubiquitin-protein transferase activity; protein neddylation. NCBI's taxonomy places the organism in Eukaryota, Metazoa, Arthropoda, Insecta, Hemiptera, Delphacidae. Gene Ontology annotation, cellular component: ubiquitin ligase complex. The transcript is spliced from 7 exons. The record is from RefSeq and is a predicted model, not a curated record.